Messenger RNA from Macaca mulatta (Rhesus monkey), 3190 nucleotides. It is a transcript of the gene PNPLA5, whose product is annotated as patatin like phospholipase domain containing 5. Gene Ontology annotation, biological process: triglyceride catabolic process; lipid homeostasis. The record is from RefSeq and is a predicted model, not a curated record. Gene Ontology annotation, molecular function: triacylglycerol lipase activity. NCBI's taxonomy places the organism in Eukaryota, Metazoa, Chordata, Mammalia, Primates, Cercopithecidae. Gene Ontology annotation, cellular component: cytoplasm; lipid droplet; membrane.
UCCAGAGCCCACAUUUGGACCCAGCCCCGUCUAGGGCUGCAUCCCGGCCCCAUCCCCGGUCACGGAGUGACCCUUCCUCGUUCGGAUCAUCCCGCCCGGUCCACCUGCCAUGGGCUUCUUAGAGGAGGAGGGCAGCUGGAACCUGUCCUUCGCCGGCGCCGGCUACCUGGGUCUCUACCACGUGGGCGCCACCGAGUGCCUGCGCCAGCGCGCCCCGCGCCUCCUCCAGGGCGCCCGCCGCAUCUACGGUUCCUCGUCUGGGGCGCUCAACGCAGUCAGCCUCAUCUGCGGCAAGUCGGUCGACUUCUACUGCUCUCACCUCCUGGGCAUGGUUAAGCAGGUGGAGCGGCUGAGCCUAAGCAUCCUGCAUCCGGCCUACGCGCCCAUUGAGCACAUCAAGCGGCAGCUGCAGGACACUCUGCCCCCCGACGCCCACGUCCUGGCCUCCCAGCGUCUGGGCAUCUCGCUCACCCGCUGGCCCGACGGCCGCAACUUCCUGGCCACUGACUUUGCCACCCGCGAUGAGCUCAUCCAGGCCUUGGUCUGCACCUUAUACUUCCCUUUCUACUGCGGGCUGAUCCCCCCCGAGUUCAGAGGGGAGCGCUACAUCGAUGGGGCUCUGAGCAACAACUUGCCCUUUGCGGACUGCCCCUCCACCAUCACGGUGUCCCCCUUCCAUGGGACAGUGGACAUCUGCCCCCAGAGCACCUCCCCCAACCUGCAUGAGCUGAAUGCCUUCAACGCCAGCUUCCAAAUCUCCACCAAGAACUUCUUCCUGGGGUUCGUAAGCCUCAUACCCCCCAGCCUCGAGGUGGUGGCCGACAACUGCAGACAAGGCUACCUGGAUGCCCUGAGGUUCCUGGAGAGACGUGGACUCACCAAGGAGCCGGUGCUAUGGACACUGGUGUCUAAGGAACCCCCAGCCCCGGCUGAUGGAAACUGGGAUGCUGGCUGUGACCAAUGCCCGAAGAGCGGCCUGUCUCUCAACUGGCAAGUGCCCCACGUGCAAGUCAAGGACAUACCCAACUUUGAGCAGCUCUCGCCAGAGCUGGAGGCUGCACUGAAGAAAGCAUGUACGAGGGACCCCAGCCCAUGGGCCCGCUUCUGGCGCUCGGGGCCUGGACAGGUGCUGACGUACAUGUUGCUACCCUGCACGCUGCCCUUUGAGUACGUCUACUUCCGCAGCAGAAGGUUGGUGGCGUGGCUGCCCGAUGUGCCGGCGGACUUGUGGUGGAUGCAGGGCCUGCUGAGGAGCGUGGCCCUUGAGGUUUUCUCCAGGACCAAGGCCCAGCUCCUUGGGACCAUCAGCCCUCCGGACACUGGCGUCCUGGAAACAAGCCCCCUCCAACCCCAGAUAGCUCCUUAUAUGGAGGAGCUCAGGCCCACCCAUCAGGCCUGAGGGGGCUGAGCUGGACCAGCCCAGUGAUUGGUGUCCCUUGAUUCCUGCUCUGGCCUUUGUCCUGUGUGCCCACAUCUGCCCCAGCAGGAAGAGGCCCUGCCAAUCUCCAUGGAGACCCUGCAGCUUGGAGCCAGUUCCCUGGGGCACAGCCUGUCAGCAUGUCCCCGGUCACUGUGUACCCAGGUCACCUGCCCUACAGGAAGGAGAGAAAGGAGGAUAGCCACAGAGACAUGUCUUAUUUCCAGAAUUUCCAUGGGGGGCUAGGAGGACAGCAUUGCUGGGGAGACGGGCUCCUGUUCUGCCAUGGAGCUGCCCACGGAGGACCUCACAGAAGACGGGGAAAGUGCCUGAUGCCCACGUCAGAGACCAGAGGAGCCAAUCGAGAUGAUGGGGUGGGGGUGCUCCCCCUCAGACUCUUUCUCAGUCCUGUAGUGGCCCUUGGGGGUGACCCCCGGGAUCUACCCCACUGAGGAAACCUUGACUUCUGACUUCCUAUCAGGUCCAGAGGGUGGAAGGCCCUGGCAGGAAGUGGGAGGAAGAGGAGAGGGGGGUCCGGGUCUUUUCAGGAUCCCAGCUGUGUGUGCUUCUGUUGGGCCCAGUGGCCCUUGCUGCCCCUACAGCCUCAUUCCUGCAGGUUUGUGACGUAGCUGUGCCUCUACCUCAGGCAGAGAGGAUGCCAGGGACACCAGGCCUCUGGCCUCUCCACGAGUCACUGCUCUUCCCAUUGGCAGAGCGGGACCCAUGCUGUGCCCCUGGCCAGGCCCUAAGGAAAUGCUCAGUGUCAGUGGAGAUGGGGAGGUUGGUGACAUGGAGGCGUGAGUGAGAACAGGAGGCAAAGGAAUACACGUGGGAACUAAAGAGAAAAUGACCAGCCUGGGCAGCAUAGUGAGACCCCAUUUCUAAAAAAAAAUAAUACAAACUUAGCUGGGCAUGGUGGUGCAUGCCUGUAGUCCUGGCUACUUGAGAGGCUGAGGUUGGAGGAUCAUUUGAGCCCAGGAGGUCAAGGCUGCAGUGAACCAUGAUCACGCCACUGCACCCCAGCCCAGGAAACAAAGGGAGCCCCUGUCUCUAAAUAAAUAAAUAAAUAAAUAAAUAAAUAAAGAGACAAUGAACCACUCAUUCAUUCUUUCAUUCAUUUAUUCAGCUUAUGCUUAGUGAGCUAUAGGCCCUGGGGACACAGCCUUGAAGAAACCUUACAUUCUGGUGGGAGUGUGGGAGCAGAUGCUGAACAGCAAAUGGGAAAAUGUGAAUAUGAGAUUUUUCCAGGAGCAGUGGGGCCAUGAAGAAAACAAAAUUGGGUGAGAGUGGGGCAGGGUGGGGGUGAAAGCAACAUUGGCCCGGGUGGCCCAGGAAGGCCUUCCUGAGGAGGUGACAGCUGAGCUGAGACUGAGGAUGAGAUGCUGGGUUUUGCAGGUGGAGGCAAUGGCAGGUGCAAAGGCUCUGGGGUGAGACUGAAGGAGGGAAGGGCCCGCAGUGAGUGGGUGUUGAGGGAGUGGGGCAGGCAGGGGCUGGGUCAGGAGGGCACUGUCGGGGCGUGGCGAGGGGCAUGGAUUUGGGGAGCAAAUGUGAGAGAAGGGAGCGAGUGGAGGAAAGGAGGACCCAGGGCUGUGGUGGAAUUGGAAAAGAAGGAGGAAGGGGCAGACGGUGAGCAUGCAGGAGGCUAUCCCCUUCCCUCCAGGACCCCCUGGGUCUGAGCAGGACUCUGCCCCUCUGGUCGUCUCCUGGGUGGGGGCAGGCACGGACGCUGUCCCUGCCUCAGAAAAAGGCUGUCCCACUUGGAGCCAGGUGGUC